Molecule: messenger RNA, 522 nt
Organism: Echinococcus granulosus
Lineage: Eukaryota; Metazoa; Platyhelminthes; Cestoda; Cyclophyllidea; Taeniidae
Exons: 5
Coding region: 1-522 (173 amino acids)
Biological process (GO): positive regulation of cell motility; regulation of cilium beat frequency involved in ciliary motility; cilium assembly
Cellular component (GO): ciliary basal body; motile cilium
Source: RefSeq, a predicted model, not a curated record
AUGGGACAAAAACGUACCAAAGUGCAAAACGGGCAUAUCAAAAGAAUUACCGAUAAUGAUAUACAGUCCCUUGUUUUAGAGGUCAUGGGCACAAACGUCAGUACUACAUAUAUAUCGUGUCCUGCCGGUCCAAACAAAACUCUAGGGAUCAAACUCCCGUUUCUGGUGAUGAUAGUUAAGAACCUGAAAAAAUACUUCACUUUCGAAAUCAUUGAUGACAAAAAUAUACGGCGUCGCUUCAGAGCUAGUAAUUACCAGAGCACGACACGCGUGAAGCCUUUUAUCUGCACUAUGCCCAUGCGAUUGGACGAAGGCUGGAACCAGAUUCAGUUUAAUCUGUCCGACUUUACUCGUCGUGCAUACGGGACAAAUUAUCUUGAAACACUGCGAGUUCAGAUUCACGCCAACUGCAGAAUUCGAAGAGUGUACUUUUGUGAUCGUCUCUACUCAGAAGACGAGUUGCCAGCGGAGUUCAAGCUCUAUCUCCCAAUUAAGAACAAGCAGACGGCAUCUGUAUCUUGA